AUGAAUGCUGUAGAAGCAAAGUGGACUAUCGAAAAGAGAUUUAGGGUUAUUGAGGUCUUUUUGGCUGUUCUGUGUUUCUCAUCCGCUUAUCUUGCCUUCUUCUUUACGGACUGCUUAAUGUCUAGAUGGUUACUCAACUACACUCCUCAAGCAACGAUUGUCCGUCUGCUCACCAUCAACUUGAUAAAUGCAUACACCACAUCGUGGAUCCUAUAUCUAUCAGGGGGUUCAGGAGAUCCACGCUUACUUCUUCCUGCUUGGAUUUGUAUAGCUAGUACACUAACAUUUCUCUACCACUUGACUCAUCCACGACUUGCGAUACGGAAGGAGACGUCCUUAUCAAUUUCCGUCUUUUCAAUUGCAAGUUUCAUUAGCAUGGUCAGUUUAUUGUCUCAGUUGUACCUUUCAAGGACAGACCUUCCGCCGCUACCCUUGAUUCUGCACAUGGAAGAGAUCUGGGGAUAUGUCAAGAUAGGGUUGAAUUUGAUAGUAUAG
Molecule: messenger RNA, 495 nt
Organism: Botrytis byssoidea
Lineage: Eukaryota; Fungi; Ascomycota; Leotiomycetes; Helotiales; Sclerotiniaceae
Exons: 5
Coding region: 1-495 (164 amino acids)
Biological process (GO): cellular response to oxidative stress; protein N-linked glycosylation
Cellular component (GO): endoplasmic reticulum membrane
Source: RefSeq, a predicted model, not a curated record